This is a messenger RNA of Akanthomyces muscarius, 531 nucleotides long. RefSeq lists its product as uncharacterized. The coding region runs from base 1 to 531 and encodes 176 amino acids. The record is from RefSeq and is a predicted model, not a curated record. The transcript has a single exon. Lineage: Eukaryota; Fungi; Ascomycota; Sordariomycetes; Hypocreales; Cordycipitaceae.
AUGUCCUCCACAACCACCAGCCCCAAGCCUCUGCCCAACCCUCGCCUCGUUCGCAACGGCUACGACGCCGACGGCCUCUCCGUCUUCACCCACGACGCCGCCCUGCCCACCUACACGCCCUUUGGCCCGCAGGGCAGCGCCUUUGCCAUCUUUGACCGGCGCGACGCCGUGCCCGCCAACAACCUCGACCCGAUCCCCUCCUUCGGCGAGGCGCUCCCGCGCUGCGCGCCCGGCGGCGUGCUCUUCUGCAUCACCGACAUCAAGCCCCAGGCGCGCGUGCCCAUGCACCGCACCCUGAGCCUCGACUACUUUUGCGUCCUGGCCGGCGAGGUCGUCCUGGUGCUCGACAGCGGCGAGGAAAAGACGCUGCGGGCGGGCGACUUUGUGGUGCAGCAGGGCGCCAACCACUCGUGGUUCAACGCGUCCGAGGAGGUGUGCCGGAUUCUGUGCUCGGUGGUGGGUGCGGAAAAGGUGCAGCUGGCGGAUGGUCGUGUGUUUGAGGAGACGGCCUUCAAGGGCUUGCCAAAAUAG